This is a messenger RNA of Pocillopora verrucosa, 2591 nucleotides long. NCBI's taxonomy places the organism in Eukaryota, Metazoa, Cnidaria, Anthozoa, Scleractinia, Pocilloporidae. The record is from RefSeq and is a predicted model, not a curated record.
GAGAGACGCUUUCGACGCCAACUUGGAAAAUCUGAGAGAAAUCCACUUUUCUUCUCGCGAAAAGGAAAAUAUUGACAGUUGAAAUGCUAGCAGUUUCCUUCAUAGGCAAGAAAUUCUGCUGCGAUGCUCAAGUCGAGGUUGCGAAUCAAGUCGAAAACAGUGGAUUGCAGCUUAACCUGAAAGUUCGUGAGACAUGUCGACAGUUUAUCAAGACACCCGAGCCGGUUCUCGCUACACUUCAUGUAAACCUUAACAAUGGGCGAAGGGAGGACGUCAACAAGUGCAAAGAACUACUUUCUUUUCUAAAAGAGCAAGUCCUGCCAAAGACUGUAAAACUGAUAAGUUUAAAGAGAAUUAAAAAAAUCAAAGAUAAAGACAAGAGCAAUGGUGGAAAUUUUUUAGGCUGCAUAUGGCCAGGAAAGUCAAAGAAAAGGAAAGAAGAGAACAAGAAAAGAUGCACGCGAGAUACAGAGAGUUAUCCUCAAACAUCUGUCGUCGGCUCUAGCAUCAAACUCGAUAGUACCAGUCUGCACGAGAACCACACGGCGGGCAUUUUGGCCACACCCUCAGUCACAUGUGCAAAUCUGACACGAAUAGAAAAAGUUGAAUCUAACGACGACAUCCUUGAAGAAGACAAGAACCCUUCAAUAGCAAAACUGAAGAACAUUUCUGAUGAAAAUGUAUCAUUGAAUUAUCUUGAUGAAGGAAAAUUAGGAAAGACCGAAAAGGCGGUGGUUGAGACUUCCUACGACAACCUCACCACUUCCUUUGCAACAAAAGAAAGGAAUAAAAUUGUGAAGCGCAAUACCACGAGCUGCUUUGGAAUCAAGCGAUCACGGAAACUGGGCACUGGUAAAUGGCACUUGAGCGAGAGAGGUCUGCAACGCGUGCAAAAUUUGAAACAAGACGCUCGAUCCAAAAACACUGCAAGUCCUACAAUGAUUGUAGAGCAUAACCUGAGUGAGCAGACGAAACGUGAUCUGGAACAAUUUGCAGCUCAAUACGUUGGCAAAAUUUGUGAAUUAGCACUUACAAGGAAAACGAAGGAAAGCUGCCGGGAAUUUGCAAAGGUUUAUGUCGAGAACGUGCUUACCCUGGCUAAGAACAGAAUUUCUGAAUUAGAAAAUUUGAAGCGUCAUGAACAAAACGUACGCUGUGAAGAAAAGUGUAGUUUAGAGGUUGAAGACCACCCCAGCUUCAGUAAGGUAUGGAAAUAUUCUCAAGCUCUCGCUGAAGGCCAUGAUUUCUCUGAGGCACGGACAACAGUGAAGGACAUAGCAGUGAAUGGCGCAGAACUUGGCACAUCUUCGGAACAUUUACGCAGUAAUGACGGAGACAUUAUAAACGAUUGUCAAACUGGAGAUUUUGAGCGUGAAAUUAUAAACUUAGCGUCGUCAAGCGAUGACAGCCUCUCAGAGAAUUCCCCAAGUUCCUCUAGUGAGUCGGUAGAGUUUCAUACACAGUGCACACGAGAAAGAGGCGAACCAAUUCCACCAUGCGAAAUCGAGAACGAGGCAAAAGUUCACUAUGCAUUUGAAAAUAUGGAGAGCGGUAAAUUAGCUGACGAGAAUUACGGGUUCCCUCCACAAGCAGGUAAAGAAGAUGGCAAUUAUUCUCUUGAAGCACUAGGAAUUUCUUCUACGCCCACAAAGGAAGGGGAAGAACUGCUACCUGGAAAAACAGGACAAGGAAAAUUAGCCACCAGGAUGCAAAGGACUGGUAACCAACCUGAACCCAGCUUCGGUCGAAGAAGACCCUUUUAUAAAAGGACUGUAUCGGAGUCUCAAGCCUCUGAGAGGAAACAGUGGAACUAUACACAGCCUGGUGACGACGAUAUGCAGGUGACAAGUAAUUUGAAUCCAUCUGGCUGGCCAGGUAACACCCCACCAAAGUUUGUUCGAUCACCUUCGUGUCCAGAUGUAACCGAGGAUGAUGUAUUUAUUGAAAGCAUUCUGAGCCAUCAUGGAGACGUUUACGACUCACUCGCCCAAAGGACCUGGACAAUACUUCACGUCCAUGAGUUGUGGAAUGGCGGAAAACCCAUGGAUGCCAUGAAAGCUUGUAUCGAGUUGACAGGAAUGGUGGACUUUGAGAAGAGUCUGGGCGCCGCACCAAAGCCGAGCACUCCCUAUACGCUCAUGUCACGUGAUUAUGCAUUGUUUCUAAAUAUUCUGCAACAGUUACCGAGCAGCUGCGCCAUGUGGACUCUUGAUCUCUGUGAGCUCGUCCUUCCAAAGCUAAAGGGAUUUAUUUCCACUCAACAUCAUUCAAGCCACGUGGAAAUGGCAUGUAGUGUUGUCCAUGUUGUAUUGAAGAAAGUCGCGGUGGUGGUUCGACGGACAUCAAAGGGAACUAGAGACAAAGAAAAGGAACAAAAGAUCAAAGUCUGCACAAGCGAGUUGAAAGACAUCAAAGAUAUGACCAGUGACGUCAUACACGCAGUGAAAGCCGGGAAGAAAAACAAUACGGAAGAUCCUGUAUCUAUGAAACUGGUGCUGAAAGAACUUCAGUUAGCUUUAGGAACAUUUUUAAGCAGUGCAAGCGCAAGUUGAGCUUUUGUUGACACUAGGUAUCAACAUAAGAAUAUUUUU